This is a messenger RNA of Phymastichus coffea, 555 nucleotides long. RefSeq names its product dTDP-4-dehydrorhamnose 3,5-epimerase-like. The transcript has a single exon. The coding region runs from base 1 to 555 and encodes 184 amino acids. Gene Ontology annotation, molecular function: dTDP-4-dehydrorhamnose 3,5-epimerase activity. Gene Ontology annotation, biological process: dTDP-rhamnose biosynthetic process. Lineage: Eukaryota; Metazoa; Arthropoda; Insecta; Hymenoptera; Eulophidae. Gene Ontology annotation, cellular component: cytosol. The record is from RefSeq and is a predicted model, not a curated record.
AUGCAAUAUGAAGCGCUUACCAUUCCCGAUGUAGUGCUAAUCACGCCCAAGCUCUUCGAAGAUGAGCGAGGAUUUUUCUUUGAGUCCUUUCGCCAAAACGAAUUCGAGAAACACUGCGGUUGUUAUCAUUUCGUGCAAGACAAUCAUAGUGCAUCUUCCCAAGGCGUGCUAAGAGGCCUUCACUACCAAUUGAAAUAUCCGCAAGGCAAGCUGGUGCGUGUGACAAAGGGAACGGUAUUUGAUGUUGCAGUUGAUCUAAGAGUGAACAGCGAUACCUAUGGUCAUUGGGUAGGAAGAACGCUGGAUGACCAAAAUAAACAAAUGCUAUGGGUGCCCCCGGGGUUUGCUCACGGCUUUUACGUGAUAAGUGAGUAUGCUGAAUUCCAGUAUAAAUGCACAGAAUACUAUGUUCCUGAUGAUCAAUACGCUAUCGCGUGGAACGACGAAGACAUUGGAAUAAUAUGGCCCCUAUCAGGCGAAAGUCCAUUAAUUUUGUCUGAAAAGGAUAAGAACGCAAAGGAGUGGAAGAUGAUAACGCAUAAUAAUAAAUAUUAA